This is a messenger RNA of Hemisphaericaspora subhashii, 774 nucleotides long. RefSeq lists its product as uncharacterized. The record is from RefSeq and is a predicted model, not a curated record. Lineage: Eukaryota; Fungi; Ascomycota; Pichiomycetes; Serinales; Debaryomycetaceae. Bases 1 to 774 code for a protein of 257 amino acids. The transcript has a single exon.
AUGACAAAUUGCUUUAGAACUUUAUUUGGAUUAAGGAUAAGUUUAAUUAGAUUUACGCCAAGAGAAAUACUAUUACAAGCAACUUCAUACUUAGACUAUAGCGAUAAAUUACAAAUGAUUAAAAAAACAAAUGAAAUUAGAAUACUCCCGUUAACCGUUAACAUACCAUUACAGGAUUCCCUAUUGGUAUCAACAGUCACUCAAUCAAAAGAAUGUAAUUGGAAUUUGAGAUUAAAAACUUGUUGGAAUAAAUAUAUUUUAAUCUAUGUCAGAUUACAAAAUUCAAAAUCUGCAUUAGAAUCAUUAUUUCAUGACAUUAAGAAUUGGAUCGAUUGUAUUCAAAGAAUUGAAAAUGAUGCAAUUUUAAUCCACUGUAAAGAAGAUGCUUCAUUAAUUAAACUAUUAAAAAUGAAUUCACCGAUAUUUGGAGUUCUUAUGAUUGUAUUAAGAAAGAAUGGAGGUUUUGAUGUUUUUAAAAGUAAAGAUAUUAUUCCAUAUUUAGAUGAAAUGAAUAAACAAUUGAUUAAACAUAUUAUUCCACUCCGAGCAAGAGUUGUAUUUUAUGUUUGGGGGAUUUCAAUUAAUAUCCCACAACUGGAAUUAAUUGCCUAUUUUAAAAAAAUUGGUAAAUUAAUCUCUUGGAGAUUUGCACCAAUUGGUCAAUUUGGUAAAUUUCAUGUUAUUCAAUUACAAUAUGCAAGAUUUCUGAAUUUAAUUCAAAUUAAAGAUUUAAUUUCAAAUUAUUCUUCUGCUACUAUGAUCUUACACAUCUAA